AUGUUAUUAUUAGUUGUUUUGUUAAUACUCUACACAGUUUAUGGAAAAGGUAAGUAGUUACACAUUUAAUUUUUGAUUAAACCUGAUAUUGGAUUGAUGAUAUCUUUGACUUAAACUUAUGGUAUUUAAAACUAUGCUUUAUUAAUUAGCUUUUUUACAAAAUUUGUUUUAGAAUGUUCACAUAAAAGUUAUUUCAUAGAGCACAAAUCGGUAGUUGAAGGACGAAACAUAGCCACAUUUCCAGCAAGCAGUGUUGAUGAAUGUGCUCAGAAAUGCUCUUUAGUAAGUUGGUUUUAAGUUUUUUUUUUAAAUUUUAUAAAACCAAAAUUUCAAAUUUUAAAUUUUUUAAAAAUUUUCGCCGCAAUUUUAAAUAUCUUCUGUAAAAAUUCAAACUUUUCUAGACCUCCAACUGUGAUGCCGCCAACUUUUUGUUGAACCCAGAAGACCACUCGAUAUGCAUGUUAGUGAACUCUUCUGAAGCUUCUGGAGACUCUUUGACUCCACUAGCAGCUUCUGUCGUUUAUUCGUUGCGACAGUUUUGUACAGAGACAAAAGAUGCUUGUGUUCCACGACAAUGGUCAUUUGAGAAACAUCAUGGCUAUGACACUUUAGAUGAGACAUACAUUUUGGGCGAAAUUUCAAAUGUCACAUUGGAACAGUGCUUGAAUUCGUGCUUAAGGUCGUAAGUUAACCUUUUUUUAUUAUAAAGUUCACAUAAUUCUGUGCUUUUUCUCAAAGCACCUUUUUGGACGUAGGGGGCACAGAAUUAUUUGAACAGCUUCAUAUAAACAAGAAAUGUGUUUAAUAUUUCUUUAGAGUAGCAUUAGUUGUUUUUAAAAAAUUUUUACAGAAAGCAAUGUGAAGCCUCGUUAUACGACAAAAAGUCAAAACAAUGCCGGUUGUCGAAGGUAACAUUGAAUAAUGUCAACAGUAUAAAACAACAUUUUGCUUACUCUGAGCGUGUCGACCUUUAUGAGAGCAAUUGUGUUAAACGUAAGUUAAGAAAAACUUUUUAUAGCUUUAA
Molecule: messenger RNA, 1024 nt
Organism: Bursaphelenchus okinawaensis
Lineage: Eukaryota; Metazoa; Nematoda; Chromadorea; Rhabditida; Aphelenchoididae
Source: the annotation of a GenBank genome assembly